AUAACAGCUACGAAAAGCGAGCUAAACUGUCAGAUUCGCUCGGCAUUUACACCCGCUGUUUGAACGGUACCGAGCAUAAGUUUGCUUAUUCAGUGCAAAGUUCACGUACACAGCCCAUCUCAUAAUGUCAGCGUUGACUUCUGCCCAGUUGGAUGGCGUAAUGCAGACUACCCUCAACCAGAUGGGUUGGAGCGUGGAGAUCGUCGACCCCUACACCGGGAUCUUUCUCAAAAGGAUGCACGGCGCCCGCCAACCAGUCGCCGAUCUGGGCUGCGGCUUCGGCAUCGUCACCGAACACCUGCUGGCCGACGGCGCCACCGUCAUCGCCAAUGACAUCGCCCCGGCCCACCUCGAGGAAGUGAAACGCCGCAUUCCCGAUGAGCAACGCGCCAACCUCACCUUGGUGGCAAGGGACGCCACCCAACUGGACUUCCCCGCCGACAGUCUCGUCGGGAUCAUGGCCGGACGCUGGGUGCACUUCCUGACCUCGCCCGCCUUCCGCGAGUUCUUCCAGAAAGCGUACACGUGGCUGGCUUCCGGGGGAACACUUUGCGUCACGGUGCAUGCGAUGAAAGCUUGGUGUGCCCCGGAUGUGUGUCGGGAGUAUGAGAAGAACCGGGAGAGUGGGAUGGAGUGGCCGGGAUGGAGCGCGAACUGGCUGGAAGAUGCCGGGUUUCUGGUGGAGAAAGCCGGGUUGUACGAUCUCAUGAUUCCCAGUUAUCCCGCCAGUUAUCGCAGCUACUUGGCAUCUCAAAAUACCAUAGGAGUGGUGGCGAUUAAGCCGUUUCGAUGA
Molecule: messenger RNA, 793 nt
Organism: Paramacrobiotus metropolitanus
Lineage: Eukaryota; Metazoa; Tardigrada; Eutardigrada; Parachela; Macrobiotidae
Exons: 2
Coding region: 125-793 (222 amino acids)
Source: RefSeq, a predicted model, not a curated record